Molecule: messenger RNA, 655 nt
Organism: Ostrea edulis (European flat oyster)
Lineage: Eukaryota; Metazoa; Mollusca; Bivalvia; Ostreida; Ostreidae
Product: cyclin-dependent kinase 4 inhibitor D-like
Exons: 5
Coding region: 1-648 (215 amino acids)
Molecular function (GO): protein binding
Source: RefSeq, a predicted model, not a curated record
AUGAAAUUGAAAGCGAAGAAAGCAAACAAAAGUUCGUGUCUCCUUUGUGAGGGGGACGUCUGUGUCCACGUACAGGGAGACACGCGGACGCAGAAACAGCAGUCGAUUCCGAAUAUUGCCGAACAAACGAUUAAUAUGUUGGAAAAACUUCUCAAGGAGAAGGAGAGAGACCCAGAGGAAAUUCUCAAGCUGGCGUCCAGAAACGACUUGUUUCAAGUGGGAAUGGACCCAUUCUGUCUAACGGCUGCCAUUGGUCACAUCGAUGGAAUGAGGCGAUUUCUGGAGGCGGGGAAAAACCCAGACGACACCAGCAUGGCGGACGGUAGCACGCCGCUGAUGUUGUCCACACAGAAUCGCCACGUGGACACCAUGGAAAUCCUGUUAUCCUAUGGCGCCGACAUCACUCUCCAAAACUCGGAGGAGAAUAACUCUAUGAUGUUGGCAAUAAAAACUGGAGACGCUAAGGUAGUCAACAUCCUGUGGCCGUACAGGACCCGAGUGGACAUAAACCACCAGAACAAGGCAGGUCAAUCCAUGUUACACCUGGCCGUGGAGAAGCGAUGGGAGACGUGUGUCAGGGUUCUCAUCAAAAGUGGCAGCGAGGUCAACAUCAUGGACAACGUAAGACAUGAAAAUAAAAAAAAAUAAAAACUAC